This is a messenger RNA of Bactrocera neohumeralis, 8545 nucleotides long. RefSeq names its product neuropeptides capa receptor. The transcript has 11 exons. NCBI's taxonomy places the organism in Eukaryota, Metazoa, Arthropoda, Insecta, Diptera, Tephritidae. Gene Ontology annotation, cellular component: plasma membrane. The record is from RefSeq and is a predicted model, not a curated record. The coding region runs from base 606 to 2585 and encodes 659 amino acids. Gene Ontology annotation, molecular function: neuromedin U receptor activity. Gene Ontology annotation, biological process: neuropeptide signaling pathway.
ACAAAAGUGCCGAAGCCUUGGCGUGUUUAAUUAAUUUUCAUAAAUAUUCGAAAUGAAAGUGUGAACAGCUCAAUUAUCCACUGCGGGCUUAAUGAUCACAUUGCGUGCGAGAAUUGUCAGCGGGUCAAAAGCUAAAUGCUCAAAUGCAUAGCGUGUAUGUGUGUGUGUGAAGUAGUGCAAUUGAAGUGUUUGAUCCCAUUUCGGACAAUUCUUUCAAAAUUACAAAUGUUUAAAGAUUGAUGAGCCCUUGAAAAAUGCGAGUUAGUGCUUUUGGAGUUUUUAGAGAGCAUUGUUGUGAAGUUGAAUAUAUAAAUUGAACGUAGUAAUUGAAAAAAUGGGAAAAACAAAAUGAAAUUCGUGAAACGUUAAUAAUAAUAAGUGAAAAAAAAAUGCCAAAGCUUAAACCAACCAAAGACCAAUUGAAAUAUAUUAAAAUCAUUUGUGAAUGGAAACUAAUUUCAAGCUAAUUUAAUGUUAAUAAAACCAUUUAUUAAUGCAAAGUGUUUUCUAUUCGACUAAAGGAUAAUAGUGUUAAAAUUUAUACAGUGAAAAUGCCAACCGUAGUACAAAUUGCCAAACAAAUGAUAACCUAAAUAACGGCCGAAAUGAAUUUACUAGCGCCCGCUUUCAACUUAACCACCGAACUCCCCGCCCUCCACACAAAUGCUAGCAGCUUAGCUUUCGCCAAUAAUUUAAUCGCUGAAAGCUUCAACAACAGCAAUGCGUUCCUUGAUGAACAUUACGCUAACGGUACAGACGUUGGCUUUUUCGAUGGCUUCGUGAAUAACGGCAGUGAGAGUGCUUUCAACGAGUUAAUCGCCAACAUAAGCACAAUUGCAUACGACUUUGGCAAACAAUUAGUAAGCACAGUAAUCGAUGCAAAUGCCGAUGCUACAACACCCGCCGUCAACACAACACCCAUCCCACCGUCAGCAGCGGCGUCGGCAGCCACGAUGCGGGCUAGUGCUGCCGGUGCUGCCAAUAAUAAUAGUGUGGGCUACCACAGUGUGUCAUCAUCGCUGAAUAACUGGUGGCAUAACGCCACAAAUUCAACGACACUCACCACCAUCGAUGAAGGGAUGCGGAGAGAAGGCGACGUGCUCGAUUUCGCUACAUCUACGGCUAGAGGGAAUGCGAGGAAUACGAGCACUGAUGCUGAUAGUUGGGUGACAAAUACACAGAAUAUUUACAGCAACUACGACGACGAAGAAUUAGACCCGUGCCAUCCAAACAAUUCGAAAUUCAACUGCACACAGACUGACUUUGUGAAAUUCCUGCUCGGACCGCAAACGCUGCCGCUCUAUAAAGCGUUGCUGAUUACAAUAAUUUUCGGUGGAAUAUUCAUAACCGGCAUGCUGGGCAAUAUUCUGGUGUGUGUUGUUAUUAUACGCCAUCCAACAAUGCACACGGCAACGAACUACUACUUAUUCAGCCUGGCAGUCUCGGAUUUAAUCUACCUGCUCUUUGGCUUGCCCGCGGAAAUAUUCCUCUACUGGCACCAAUAUCCCUACCUAUUUGGACUACCCUUCUGCAAGAUACGCGCGUUCAUCUCAGAAGCCUCGACGUACGUCUCCGUACUCACAAUCGUCGCCUUCUCCAUGGAGCGCUUCCUCGCCAUUUGCCACCCGCUGCAUUUGACCGCGAUGAGCGGCUUUAAGCGCGCAGUUCGCAUUAUAGCCGCGCUUUGGAUUCUCAGCUUGUUGGGCGCCAUACCAUUCGGUCUGCUCACGGACAUUCAAUACUUGAAUUAUCCCUUAACUGACACGACAAUACCGGAGUCCGCGUUCUGCAGCAUGUCGCAUUACCCUGAAGAGUUUCCACUGUUUGAGAUCUCGUUUUGCUUCUUCUUUGUCAUACCGAUGCUGCUGAUAAUCAUCUUGUAUGGCAAGAUGGGCGCACAGAUACGUUUCAGCACGACGCUGCAGUUGGGCGUUCAACAGGGCUCCAUGCACCGGGAAUCUCGACAUCAGCAGUCACGCAAAGCUGUAAUACGCAUGUUGGCCGCCGUUGUAGUGACCUUUUUCAUUUGCUGGCUGCCAUUCCACAUGCAGCGCUUAUGGUUCCUCUAUGCCAAAGAACAAAACAAUUUCCAAGAGAUAAACGAGUGGAUGUUCUCCAUCGCCGGUUUCACGUACUAUGUGUCGUGCACGAUCAACCCGAUUUUGUAUAAUGUGAUGUCGCACCGGUACCGGGUUGCCUUCAAGGAUAUACUGUGGGGCAAGCGGCGGAGCGUGUACUACAACAAUGGCUUUGCUAGAGACCAGUCCAGCUUUCGAGAGACGAUCGCUUCCAGCUUGGGUGGCAACAGCACAUACGAUCGCGUACAUUCGGUAAGAGUGCGUUCAAUGCGGCACGCCAAUAACUAUAGAGACCGCAACUCUAUCAAGACAAAAAAUGUGCUAUGGACAAAGGAUAUAGACUACACUGUGCCGCUUAAAAAGGAUACGCUGGACAGCAAGCUAAAGUAUAGCACGAACGUUGUAGUUGUUGUGGACAAUGGCGGCAUCAAUGGGCGACCCAAAGUUUUCACAGAAAACGAAGCCGAGGCAACAUUGAUGAGCAAGAAUAACGAGACAUGUAUAUAAAGAAAGCUGGUGGAUGCAACAAGGAGGCAGCUAACAUAAAAUAAGCGAUCGAGUGGUUUGAGUUGCAUGUAGAUACAUAUGUGGUAGUGUGGAGUGCGUUUGCAGGACAGCGAGUUUAAGCCAAAACCAAAUGCACACUCACAAACCAAUGCUUUGGCGCUGUGAAUGGGCAUUACAAACUAAGUCAAUAUGUGUGUGUAUGUAUGUAUAUAUAUUUUGUAUAUAUCACAUUUGUUAUUAUACUAAAAGGAAUAACAGUUGUUCCACUAUUUAUGAGUUACAAUUAGUUAGUUUAUGCAACGAGUACUGAGUGUAAACAAACACUGUGAAGAUAUUUGUCUAUAUGUAAGAAAUUUGAUAAUAGCUAGUGUCAGUGUAUAUUGGCAACGAAUUUAAGAAAUUUAUUUAUAUUCGCCUCAGCCGCAAAGCAUGCAAUUAGUUUAUUCGUUCAUAAGUUAGUAAAUAGUUGAUGCAAUUUUUGCGGUGCCAACAAACCCACACCCCGCGUGUGGAAGUCAGAGUGCGAUGUAAUUAAUAAAAGAAAAUAUAUAAAUUUGUAUUUGUAAUCAAUGUUAAAUAAUUUAUUUUUUUUUUUUUUGAGUUAUGAAAUAAUUUUCUUUGCACUCUUGUUGAGCUUUAAACACAAAUAUUUCAGCUUUCCGUCAUUAUGUGCAAUGAAAUAUUGUGCAAUAUUUAAGUGCUAAGGUUGCUACAAAAGAAUAUUCCCAAGUCAUGCGAAAGUUUAUUACGAAAUGUGUACUCUUGAUAAAGAGAAGUAAACGCGAACGUUUAUAGAUAAUUCUGAUUUGUUUACUGACACCAACUCCAACCCAAAAUCUCAUGUUUGAGAACUCACCAAGAAACUCUUAUUUUUGCUUUUACAACAGUGUUGUUUUUAUAAUACAAGUAGUAUUAAUACAUUGUAGUAUCCUAUCCCCUGAAUAGUAAUAUACGUAACUAUAAAAUUUAUCAUAACUUCAAAUUUUAUUUAAGGUAAUUUUUUGCAAAUUAUUCUGUCUAUGACUAUAUUCGUGCGUGUUUAUUCAAGCUUUAAACAUGAUGAACUUUUAAUUUCGGUUCAACCGAAGCUGUAAUACCCUUAACAGAUACGAAAAACUCCACCAGCAGCAUGGCUUCCGAAAAGUACACAGUACCACCACAACACUUAGCGUCAUAAAUGCGCUGAUAGUCCGUGGCAUUAUAUAAGUUCAAAUGUAAACGGAUAUCUCUCCGACCUUUCUCGCUUACUCUCUGCACGGAACUGAACACUCCCCCUACUAAAUCCACAGCAAUCAUAUUUACAAACUGAACAAAAGAGUACACAAAUUCGACCAUAACAUUGCAGUCGAUGACGUCAAGAUUCCGACUGUCAAUAAUUCUAAAGUUUUGGGUGUGACUUUUGACAGUCUGUGUUCCUUCACUCCCCAUACGACCGCGAUUAUCGCCAAAGUACAGAACCGCAAUAAAAUCCUCAAGUCGCUAGUGAGGCCCGUAUGCUCCCAGUUGAGGAGCAUAAUAACCUCCUCUUCAGGCUUUUGCAGAAAUCACCCUUGCAGUCACCUGCUUGGAGCAGAACCACCUCCUAAGAGCAUCAAGAGGUUUUUCCUCAACUACGUCGACGACUUCAGACAAUACGCCGUUCAAACUUCGGACGCAAGAAACUUCCGACGAGCACUGUCCGCCAUUCGCAGUGAAGCCAUCAACACCUUCACCGACUUCCUUCCAGUGAAUGGCGUACUCAGAGUCAAACCACCACUCAAUACAGACAAAAAGAAACGAGGGUGACCUUUGUGCAGCUUCGUUCUGGAUAUUCUAACAGGUUAAACUAACAUAUAUCAAGAAUAGAACCCGACAUAUCCAAUAUACGUCCUGCAUGACUUUUAUAUCUCGGAACUGGCCGCCUCAUUGCAUGCCCGACCCCCGCACUCAUCUGACACCCCUCUCCAUUUGGUCCGACCUCGCCCAAACAGCACGUUCUUGGACAUUCCGUUGGAUGACGUCGACGACAAAUUAGCUAAUCCUUACCAUCGUAACGGGGUAACAACAACAACAAAAAUCCAUAAAAGAACUCAAAAACUCAGGGUCUAGUUCGCGAAUACACUGACAGACAGACGAACAUGGUUAAAUCGGCUGAACUUGUCGGCGUAGUCAGUGAGGGUGCUCUGGAUCGAUCAAACCAAAUUGGAGUCAGAAGUUCUGGGCUAUCAGAGAAGUGAGACGCAACUUCUUAGCUGCUUUUUUCCAAACAGUUUUCAACCAAACUUAAACACGAGGUCGAGCAUUCUCACGUUGAAAAAAUAUUACCUCGAGUCUAGUCACAAAUUCCAGGUGCUUUUCGGCAACCGCUCGAUUCAAUUUGAUGAUUUGCUGUCAGUAACCUUCCUUAUUCCGCGGUAUCACCCGGUUUUAGAUGCUGAUGAGCAAAAUUGUCUUUCAAAAUUUUUGGCAUCAAUACAUACAUAUGAUACCGAUUUUCUUGCUUUUCUAUGUAUCCGGCUGCUUUUAAAGAUUUUAAAAUGGCUGCUUAAGUAACCCCAAAGAUACGGGCUUGGAGCUCGUGUUUGACAACAAUUUGCAUAGUAUGAUUAUGCUGCGUUCCUUAUCUUCAAACCUUUUUUUUGUCGUUCAGAACGAUCUUCGCCUACCAAACUAAAAACUCCUCCGAAUUUAAAUCGUGCAAACGAAUUUUAGCAGGUUCGGUCUAUUAGCGUAGAUUCACCUAGAACUUCAACCCGAAAACAAUGACUUUCGGAAAUUAUUGUUACUUAAGCUUCAAGUGACUGACAUAUUCGUAUACUAAAAAGGAGCAUUGACGGACAACAACAUUUGAUGUAGUUCACGUAGGUACCUCCUGUUGACAGCCUUACCCCACGGUGCUUAAAAGCACAACGGAUCAAAUCAAUGCGCUGAUCAGCGCCCUGAAAAUGCCCAGCAAUUUUCAGUGCCAAAUUUCCGUGUGGAAUGUGCACACUAACCACCUUGGAAGGGUUCGAGGCCAUUCUAAAACCCCUGCCGUGUUUUGGGCCCAACAUCCGGUUGCAAUGCAACUCCACAUUCAACUGACAAAGUGUCAGUUCUACCCAUAUUUGAGUUUUAAUCAAAAAAACAAUGAUACUCCUCGUGGUUCCAGUCCGCAUGAGUAGGUUGUAGCGAAUUUUGUGUUCUCCUGCUUCCCAUGGUAUCAGAAUUAAGUCUGCGGUCAGCUUUCGUAGCCGAAACUACUACCAGUUGAGUCUACAUACUGCUCUGGGCUAAUGACCAGGGAUUGGAUCCUAUACACACAUCACAUACACACACCACUCACACAAAAACUUACCUUAAUUCCCAGUUAAAAUAUUUCGCCGCCUAAACAAUUCACGCUCAUACGACCCUAACAGUUCGGCAUUCCCACUAGUGGGAAUAACACCGCUAAUAUCUAAGUGUCCGUCAGUUCAGCUGAUCCCCGUACCCCCAAGAUACCUAAUGUCUGCGUAAAUCGGGAUCUUCAGGCUGUACCCCACACAAACACCCCGAACUAUCAGGUAGGUGCCCCUGAGGCAAAAAUGCACUUAGAGGUCCUUGCACUAAAAAGACAGACUGUAACAGAAUCGUUAGGACUAUUGUCGCAUCCUGCAUAGACCAAUCGAAGCAGUGCAACAUACAGGCGAACAUGCAAGCAUGAUACAACGUUGCAUCGAGGAAGUUUUUGGCGGCCCGAGACCGUCAUCGCUGUUUUCAAUCUUAUCGCAGUUCUAUAAGUGGUAAAGCCACAUACAAGCCACAAUAUAUUGUGCGAUUAGCACAACGUCCGAGGCCUCAAUAACUCCGCAAAAUGCGUCGUACUAUACCCAUGACCGGCAGCAUGCGCUCCUUUAGUAAAAAAAUCCUUUCACACCUGACCAGCACCAGAUAUUUGACUUGCGCAACAUACCUGAUAUCGACUGCAUUCACCCGGGCAGUUGGUGGACAAACCAGGGAAGCUGAAGUCCAUGUAUGCACGAACGGUCGGUGGCUUGUCAACGCAUGUUCGGAAUAUUGAAACAAUGGUACAAUAAUCAUGUUACGCCAUCUCUUGCCAAACCGUACGAAUACGUAUAGCUAUAGAAACACAAUAAGUUGAAAUUUAUCUUAAUUGUUUCUACGAAAUCUCUACAUAUAACCCUCUUUUUACGUUCUUGCAAUUUGCACGAAUAUCUGUUGUGCCAUUAAGCCCGUUUGCCACCUUUAGUCUUAUUUUAUAAAGUUCGCACUUGGAACAUCUUGAUCAAGAUUCUUUAAGCGCUGUAAAUAAGCUUCAAAAUUGUAUGGUUAAAUAAGCUUAUUGAAUAUUAGCGCAUUUUUGGCUGACGUAUUAUUUACUGUUAUGGACUAAACGCAUAAAUAUUUGUUGCACUUUCUUCUAAAUAUAGUUAUAAAACCAUCUUUCUGUGAGCUAUAAAUGCAUAUAUGCGUGUGUAUAUGUUUAUAGUUAUAUAUUGUAUAGUCAUAUAGUUCUUGUAUUAUUAUGGAACCAUAUAAAAUAUACUCUGUAUCGUAUACUCGAGUUAAUAGCAAAAAAGGCUUGGCACCGUUUAUUUAUACUUUUACUCAAGAGCAUAUAUGUAUAAUACAUACGUAUGUAUAUACUAUGUACAUAGAUCGAUUUUUAACCAGCAGCUUUAAAUUAACUUAACCUUAAACGAAUUUACACGUCUCUGUGCGUAGUUAUAUGUAAUAUAUGUGUGUAGGUAUAAAUAAAUGCAUAUAUACACACUAAUGAGCACAAGCUAAACGCAUCGAACCGGUUUCAUUGUAAGCGUAUUUAUGUAAGGAGGAUAUUGCAAAAAUUCUCGAGAACUAUUGUCAAUAUUUUGUAUAUAAACGACAAGAAGAUAAAAUUUGCGGAAUACAGUACGCUUGCUAAUAUAUUUUAAAAAAUUUCUGAUAAAAAAAAUGUAAAUAGGAAACUUGUUGUCAACACACUUCGUGCAAAAGCGCUUGGCAAGCCUUGGCAAGGCAACUAUUUGUUAUAGUGUACUCCUACAUUUUAAGCAACAUGUAACUGUAAAUAAGUAUAUAGAAAAUUGUAGAUUUAACGUGAACGCAUGGCAAAAAUGUUAUGAGAUGAAUUUGUUAGGAUUGAAUGCGGAAUGUUGCGUAUACGCCGCGUACAAGACUCGUUUUUCUCAAAAAUUUUAAUUGGAGCAGUUGUUGAUUAGAAUAUAAAUAUUAUAAUUGUCAAUUUGAAAACUAAAAAAAUAUACACACGUGCUACUCUGAGUUUAACCAUGCGUGGCAACUGAGGUCAGCCCAGCAAUCGUGCGCAGUGAGUGCAUGUUACGUAUACGCCGUGUAAACACAAGGGUUAUUUAACAAGACUUAUUUCCAUUAUUUAUAAACAAAAUUAUUUAGAAAAAAACUUAUUUUUUUUUUUAAUUCAAGUAACUUGCAACUCCUUGUAGGCGUUGUAUUUGUUUAAUAUACAAAAUUUUGCUAUUUUUCGAAAAUAAUGUAAGCACGAUCUCUUUGAAUUAUAACAGCGAUUAAGAAAAUAGUAAUAGUGCUAAGGAUAUAUUUUAUUUAUAUUAUAUAAAACUUUGUUCUUACUACUAUUAUAUUGUAAUAUAUACGUAUAUUUGAUAUUAAUUAUAAUAAUAGUAUUAUAAAUUUUUAAUAGGUUUAAAGCAUUUUCAUAGUCUGCAUUUAUUUGUUGCAACAAACAUUUGACUACAGCUUAAGCGAACUGUAUGCUAUUGUGAUUGCAUGUGAUUAAAUAAUGUUGUUGAAUUACAUCAGCAAACUUGCAUAAGCGUUUAUUAAAUCACUAGUAGAAAUUUUGAUAACUUCAAACAGUUAUUGGCAGCAAGUUAAAUAAUAAAUAAAAUUGUGUACAUGUAUAAAUCCAUUGAAUUCAACAGCUUAAGUUGAAAACGAGAAGUAUUACUAUUUUUAAGUACUUGAAACUUUAAAUAAAAUCGAAAUAUAUAAAACAUUGAAAUUUA